Messenger RNA from Nicotiana attenuata, 1178 nucleotides. RefSeq names its product transcription factor bHLH120-like. The transcript is spliced from 4 exons. The record is from RefSeq and is a predicted model, not a curated record. NCBI's taxonomy places the organism in Eukaryota, Viridiplantae, Streptophyta, Magnoliopsida, Solanales, Solanaceae. The coding region runs from base 96 to 902 and encodes 268 amino acids. Gene Ontology annotation, cellular component: RNA polymerase II transcription regulator complex. Gene Ontology annotation, biological process: regulation of transcription by RNA polymerase II. Gene Ontology annotation, molecular function: RNA polymerase II transcription regulatory region sequence-specific DNA binding; DNA-binding transcription factor activity, RNA polymerase II-specific; protein dimerization activity.
AUUGUGUAGAUCUCAGAACCCUAACUAACGUAUCUUGUUCUUUAUCAUCUUCCAUUAGAAUACCCCAAAAGAAGAAAAGCCAUAGGUUUAGUUCAAUGGAUAAUUAUCUUUGGGAGAUCUUCACUAGUAAACAAAAUAUUGAACAAGAUCAUGAUCAUCAUCACCAGCUACUUCAGAUUCCUAAUUUCCAAUUAAAUGGAUUUUGCCAACAAGACCAAAUCCCUAAUCAAGAUCUCAUAUGUGGUCCUCAAGAAAUUUCUUCGGUUAACAGCAACAAUAACUACGCCUCAGUCCCAACAACUACGUCGUCAGUCAAUAGAAGUAAUCUUGAUAAUACUAACAAGGGGCUUAUUAGAAGGCAAGAAAGUACUAUAAGUGGUAAUGAAGAUUCCAAGAAAGUUGUGCAUAGAAAUGUUGAAAGGCAUAGAAGGCAAGAAAUGGCAAAUCUUCUUACUUCUCUUAGAUCCCUUCUUCCCCUUGAGUUUAUCAAGGGUAAACGUUCAGCAUCAGAUCACAUGCAAAUAGCUGUGAAUUAUAUAAGGCAUCUUCAGAAGAAUACAAAAGAGUUGGAUAAUAGAAGAAAACAAAUCAAGAAUUCAUUGGAUAAUUUGGGUGCUGAAAAUGGAAGUUCUUCAACAAGUUAUGUGCACAAUAAUUCUGUGAUAGUAAACACAUGUCAAGAUGGUAUGGAGAUUUUGAUUAAUGCCAAUAGUCAUAAAGAGGAAAUGUUUCCUUUGUCAAAAGUGCUAAGAUGGCUACUCCAAGAAGGGCUAAAUGUUGUUAGUUGUGUAAAUUCCAAACAAGAUGAAUGGACUUUGAUCAGGAUUCAAUGUCAGGUGAGUGAUAUAUCAAGUGUCAGUGCAGUUGGACUGCAAAAGAAAUUGACUGAUUUGAUUAGUUAGCACAAGGAAUCCAUCAAUCAGUCAGGGAUCUAAAUACGGGUUUGUCUAUCGGAAACAACCUCUGUACUUCCUCGGGAUAAGGGUAAGGUCUGCGUAUACACUACGGUCUCCGGACCCACUUCUAGGAUUUCACUGGGUUAUUGUUGUUGUUGUUAUUUAGAUUUGUCAGCAUAAGGACCGUCCUUAAGGAUGUUACUGUAUGUUACUGUAUAUGCAUGUUACUGUAUUUGUAUAUUAUUAUUGUACUAGUUGUUAUAAAGACUUAAUUUUGGUGCA